AUGACCCCUCACACUUACAACUCGCCUCGGCCGCCGCCCGCCUCCGCGACUCCCUCCUCGCCCAUCCCCACGCCCCCCAUCGCCACCUUCGCUGUCGACCUCGCCGACCUCGACAACCUCACCGCCAACCUCACGACCAUCCUGGACGCGGCCACGGACGGCGGCGCCUCCAAGCUGGACCACAUCAUAUACACUGCCGACACCGCGUCCCCGCUCCCGCCCUUGUCAGAGACGGCGCCGCGUCACAUCACAUCCGCCCACUCCCUCCGCGCCCGCGCCCCCCUCCUCCUCGCUUCCGUCUUGGAAACCGCGCCGGGGAAGUACAUACUCUCUUCACCGGACGCCUCCGUGAGCUUCACUAACGGCUCGAGCUCCCACCGCCCGUUGCCCGGCUGGGCCGUCGCCGACGCGGCCGCCGCCGUGACCGAGGGUCUCGUGCGGGGGCUGGCGUGCGCCCUCGCGUCGCUGCGCGUGAACCUCGUCUCGUCGGGACCCGUGACGACGGAGCUGUUCCGCACGCUGCCCGAAGAGACGGCCGAGCUAUUCCGGGCGAAGUGCCUGACGGGCCGGCUGGGGAGGCCUGAAGACGUGGUGGAGGCGUACUUGUAUCUGAUGAAGGACGGGUUCAUUACUGAAUCAACCAUCUUUACCGAGGGUGGGCGGAUACUGUCAUCGUGAGGAUGGUGAGCGUCAGUCAGUAGAAGAGCUUCUUGGAUAUUCUCUUCCCGACAACUCGGCCUUCACGGGACAGGACGAGCCGAAAGAAUGAUUAAAACGACGUCUUCGUUUUUUGGCGGAAUUUGUCCGCAAAUGCUUUGUUAUGUACAUUUUGACCAUCCCGAAACUCCACGUCGGAAGUGCCAUCCUAGUUCAUCGCGGAAUACAAUACUACAUCAACCCAGCCCGUCCCCUUUUGGUCUCUUCCCACAGUAAUGGUUUGGGGACGGGCCGACUAAUACAAGGGCCUGGUCUGCAGGUGCCUCGGCCACUUCCUUACGGUCCUCAAACCGAACCCGUCUGGAGACUCUCGAGUUCGUCAACGGAGAGCGUAGAAUAAGAAUAGCUUUCCUAGGAGCCAGACGCCCCGAAAAGAGUCCCACCGACGCGCCACAUCUGCCUUGGUUGCAUGUCGCUUCCCUC
Messenger RNA from Colletotrichum destructivum, 1140 nucleotides. Its product is annotated as Putative short-chain dehydrogenase/reductase SDR, NAD(P)-binding domain superfamily. Lineage: Eukaryota; Fungi; Ascomycota; Sordariomycetes; Glomerellales; Glomerellaceae. The coding region runs from base 1 to 678 and encodes 225 amino acids. The record is from RefSeq and is a predicted model, not a curated record. The transcript has 2 exons. Gene Ontology annotation, molecular function: oxidoreductase activity.